This is a messenger RNA of Ipomoea triloba (trilobed morning glory), 1529 nucleotides long. Its product is annotated as lysosomal Pro-X carboxypeptidase-like. Gene Ontology annotation, molecular function: serine-type exopeptidase activity; dipeptidyl-peptidase activity. NCBI's taxonomy places the organism in Eukaryota, Viridiplantae, Streptophyta, Magnoliopsida, Solanales, Convolvulaceae. Bases 6 to 1529 code for a protein of 507 amino acids. The transcript is spliced from 9 exons. Gene Ontology annotation, biological process: proteolysis. The record is from RefSeq and is a predicted model, not a curated record.
UUGCAAUGGAGUUGUUAAGAGUUGUAAUUCAAUGCCUUUUUCUUCUCAUUCUCUUCACCACAACUUCCUUUUCUCUAACCCCACACAAAAUUCCUCGUCUCACUCCGUUCUACCGCUCUAUCCUACGACGACAAUAUCGGUCUUCUUCUUCUUCCGACAGGACUACUUCUGCUACCUCUGACUCUCAAUUCAAAACCUAUUAUUACAACCAAACAUUGGAUCACUUCAAUUAUGGACCUCAAAGCUAUGCCACCUUCAAACACAGAUACAUAGUCAACUCCAACUUCUGGGGUGGCGCCCAAUCGAACUCCCCUAUUUUCGCCUGGCUCGGUGCUGAAUCUCCCCUCGACUAUGACAUCGGAUUUCUCACCGAUAAUGCCCCUCGUUUUAAGGCUCUUCUUGUCUACAUAGAGCAUAGGUAUUAUGGGGAAUCAAUUCCACUUGGAACCAUGGAAGAAGCUAUGAAUGAUGAGACCACUCGUGGCUAUUUCAAUUCGGCUCAAGCUUUGGCUGAUUAUGCAGAGAUAUUGUUAUACAUAAAGAAGGAAUACUCGGCUCAUGAUUGCCCCAUCAUUGUUGUCGGAGGAUCAUACGGAGGAAUGCUUGCUUCGUGGUUUCGGUUGAAGUAUCCACAUGUUUCGCUGGGAGCCUUGGCUUCGUCAGCUCCCAUUCUCUACUUUGAAGAUAUCACACCACAAAAUGGAUACUAUUCCAUAGUAACUAAAGAUUUUAGGGAAGUUAGUGAGAGUUGUUAUCAAACUAUAAAAAAAUCAUGGUCUAUUAUUGACAAAAUUGCUUCCAAGCCAUAUGGCCUAUCCAUUCUCCGUCGCAAGUUCAAGCUCUGCGAGGAUUUAAACUCGUCAUGGGAGCUAAAGGAUUACUUGGAUUGGAUGUAUACUGGCGCCGCUCAAUAUAACUCGCCACCGGAAUAUCCAGUGACGGUUGUGUGCGGCGGCAUAGAUAGCGCGCCCAAAGAGGCUUAUAUUCUUGACCGGAUACAUGCUGGUGUCGUCGCCAGCGAAGGGAAUCAACCUUGCUACAAUGUUUCCGUCGGAGAGACGCUGGCAUCGCCCGGAGAAGAUGAUGAUACUUGGGGAUGGAAUUGGCAAACUUGUAGUGAAAUGGUAUUUCCGAUUGCGAAAGGCAAUGACUCCAUGUUCGAUCCAGCUCCUUUUAAUCUGCAGCAAAAUUCCCAAGCCUGCAUUGAUACCUUCGGCGUUCCACCUCGACCACAUUGGGUUACAACUUAUUACGGAGGACACGAUAUGAAAUUAAUUCUUCGGAACUUUGGUAGCAACAUCAUUUUCUCCAACGGACGGAAAGACCCAUAUAGCAUUGCUGGAGUUUUGGAAAACAUAUCAGAUACUAUACUUGCGGUUUAUACCCAAAAUGGCUCUCAUUGUCUGGACUUAAAUGGGGAAAGAGCUACGGAUCCAAAUUGGUUAACUGAGCAACGGAACAAGGAGAUUGAGAUAAUACAAGGUUGGAUAACCAAGUACUAUGCUGAUCUUCAAACCCUCAAGAAGUAA